UACUUAACACUCUGGCUGAAACGUCUGACAUUUCCGUGCUGUUGUAAGAGUUCCUGCUAUUGCACUGAAUGGUUAAAAGCUGCACUCCAACAGGGCUUUUAUAUUGAUAAGUAGUCGCCUAUUAACGACUUACGAAAAGGAUAUAUUGAAUUUACGAGGGGACCAUGAAGGCAGCAUUGAUCCUGGAAGGCUACCUUUUCAUCACCAAGGUGUCUCAUUUGUGUGAGCUGCCGCCGCUGGGCUGGUAUCGGCGCUUCCUCUUACCUCACCGUGAAGGAUUAUUGUCUGUUUUUAAUCUGUUCGCGUACAGAGAGGCUUUAUAUCCCAUCCUGAUACAUUUCCCAGCAUGGGAGACGUCACAGAUUCAAAAAUGAGCAGUUUGAGGGCGUAUAAGGAACCAUUUGACGGAACCAGCUCUGAACCUGUGGAGGACACAGACACCACCAGCUUUGUGGCAGAAUUUUCCCUGCAGGCGAAUUAUCCAGUGCAGGUGACAGAUCCUAAUGCAGAUGCUGUGACACUCCACCUGAGCUCCAUGACCUCUGGAUACCUGAGCCCCUCCUCAGACAGAAUAAGACAGCCAGUUCAAGAUGUCGAAGAAUGCACCUGUCCAACAUCUACUUCACCAGAUUACCCCAAAGAACUGCAGUUACUAAACAGCCCCUGUGAAAAGUGCUGCUGCCCAGCUCCUCCUCCCAAGAUAAGUGACCUCAUGAACGACAAAGACCUCCUGGAUUUACUGCGGCUCAAGCUGGAUCCAAACCACUACACCAUCAAAAACUGGAAGAACUUUGCUAGUCGCUGGGGCAUGAGCUAUGAUGAACUGACCCUCCUGGAGCACCGGACCCAGGGCUCCUUGUCCCACAGCCCCACCCAGGAGUUCCUGCUGCGCUACAACCAGAAGACGGUCACUGAGCUCACCGAACUUUGCCGCAUCUAUGAGCGCAUUGAUGUGCUGCGACUGCUGCAGAGCUGGAUAGAGAAGGACUGGCCGUCACGCUGGCAACAGACUCAUUAGCCAGUUUGACUCUCUGUGUAUUUUUCCUCUGUCACGGUUGUACUUGUUAGGGAUUUAUAAGCUUUUUAUCAUUAGUAACUUCAGCAAGUUAUCUUAAGAGAAAGAUAAAACACUGACCAACAACUGAAAAAGUCCUGCGGAGAAUGUCAGCAGCGUUGGUGCUUCAGGUAUCACAGGAUCUUACAGACGGUAUAGCACUUACAAGACUUACUACUGAUUAAUAGUUUGGCUUUUUGAACAUUUCUAGCCAUGCUAGCAGCGUGCCUCUAUGAAUGGCAAUGUGGUUUCGUCUGACAGCCAAUCUGUCUGUUCUGUCAGUUGCUCCACCAAUUUGGUCCAGACUAAAAAACGUUGUAAAACUUGGUGACCCCCUGAUUUGAUUUUCUGUUACGCCAUCA
Molecule: messenger RNA, 1416 nt
Organism: Cottoperca gobio
Lineage: Eukaryota; Metazoa; Chordata; Actinopteri; Perciformes; Bovichtidae
Gene: edaradd
Product: EDAR-associated death domain
Exons: 6
Coding region: 347-1018 (223 amino acids)
Biological process (GO): signal transduction
Molecular function (GO): protein binding
Source: RefSeq, a predicted model, not a curated record